Messenger RNA from Musca vetustissima, 1252 nucleotides. RefSeq lists its product as uncharacterized. The record is from RefSeq and is a predicted model, not a curated record. The annotation marks the transcript as partial. NCBI's taxonomy places the organism in Eukaryota, Metazoa, Arthropoda, Insecta, Diptera, Muscidae. Gene Ontology annotation, cellular component: plasma membrane. The transcript is spliced from 2 exons.
AAAUUGGAAUUCCACACCCAUACUGGCACCGCACUAUUUCCAGCACAAUUCUCCCUCAACUAUGAAUUUGUCGAUACCGAGCAGGGCGGUGAACCAUGGCCGGGACGACGUGGAGAAGAGCCAGUACCACCAUUGUGUUCAAGAGUAUUUCGCAAACGUAAGGGUAACAUUCAAGUACCGCGCAAUGUGUUCCUUUACGGACGGGGAGGUGCGAAAAAUCUUACAUGUUUAUAUCGUUUCGAAGCUGGCCCAUCGGAAAGAGUACGUCUCGUUUUACACAAUGUAUCCUUUGGUGAGGGUACAACAUGUACCACCGACAACGAUUUACAUACCGGACGACCAAAAUGUAAUCAAUUGGAUCCGGAUGGACGUAUUACCGAACUGAAGCUAUACGAUGUACCCUUUCGGGAUGUUAAAAUACAAAUGGGUUGUUUUUGUGAUAAUUCAUCAGCAUUAUACAAUAAUGCUCCGUUGACAUUCAUUUCGAAUUCAAGAAUAAUGGAGCUGACAUUUACCGUUACAAGAUUAAAUAUUUCCGAAGAUUUUGCCGAUGUCAAUUUCUUUGCUUCGUAUGAAUUUAAACGUGUCAGUGAUUGUCGUAAACGUCUGAAAUUGAAGGGUGCCGGUGGUGAAGAUGAAAUUAAGUAUCCCAUGAAGUCACAAGAUUCUAGCUGUGAAGGUCUAUCGUGGUAUAUUGAGGCACAAUCGUUAGAUAAAUCGUUGUUUGUACAAACAUGGGGCUCUUAUCUGCCUGUUGAUCCCACCUCAGAAGAUGCUAUGCGCUGCCAUACGAAAAAUCGUCUUAUGAUUUAUUCGGGACGUCCGUUGAAACCGAUGCGGGUGGUGUGUCCGGCACAAAGUGGACCACGACCGACAUCGCUGCACAUAUUCUCAGAGGAUUGGAUGAAUGGCCAGCCGUUGUUCAGUAACAAGCCGGUUAGUUUGGUAUUGGAGCCCAUAUUAAAGGAACCCGGAGAUAUUGCCUUCACAUGGCUGGAGAUUUAUCGUACGAAAAAUGCAUUAUUACAACAAUUUGAUUUGCAAAGCAAUACAACAACCACCAGUACAGUGGGUGGUGGUGCAGGAGGUACCGGCACGAGUAGUAGUGGUGGUGGCGGUGGUGUGAUUACCACAACCGGCACCAGUGGCAACGAUACGCUAAGUGAUUUUGGAUUCUAUCCAAAAGAGUCAGACUGUGAAUAUAAAUGUCCUGAAAUUGAUGCAUGUAUAUCUGCCACAUUGUGGUGUGAUG